CUCUUUGCCAUCUUCGCCUUCGGCUCCUGCGGCUCCUUCAGCGGCGAGACCGGAGCCACAGUGAAAUGUGAAGGUGGAGGGAUGACAGCCAUCAGCAUCCAGUUCGGGUACCCCUUCAGGUUAUACCAGAUUCCCUUUGGGAUGCCCAACUGUGAGGAUGAAUCAGAAGCCCGCACCCUGUACCUCGUGGGCGAUUUCUCCGCUCCCGCCGAGUUUUUCGUGACCCUGGGGGUCUUCUCCUUCCUCUACUCCAUGGCUGCUCUGGUGCUCUACCUCCGCUUCCAUUCCCUGUACACGGAGAACACGAAGCUCCCGUUCACAGAUUUCUGUGUCACCGUCUGCUUUGCCUUCUUCUGGCUGGUGGCAGCAGCAGCGUGGGGCAAGGGGCUGAGCGACGUGAAGGCGGCCACGCGCCCCUCUGCCCUCAUCGCUGCCAUGGCCGUAUGCCAGGCCGAUGGUGUGCUCUGCAACGCUGGCACCACGCCCGCCAUGGGGCUGGCCAACAUCUCGGUGCUCUUCGGGUUCCUCAACUUCCUGCUGUGGGCCGGGAACUGCUGGUUCGUGCUGCGGGAGACGCCGUGGCUGCGGCCGCCCGCGCCCCGCGACAGCGCGGCCGAGCAGGGCGCCAUCGACAAGCAGUGACCGGGGGGACCCAGCUCGGGGGGACCCAACCCGGGGGGACCCUGCCCGGCCCCCGGGACCUCGCGCCGGCCGCCAGCCCGGGGACCGGGUGUCGCUGUCCCCGGGCUUGGAGCUGCAGGGGGACACGGAGUCCCGGGGGUCCCGCUCGGUGUCGGGGGCUCCGUGUGUCACCCCGGGGUCCGUGUCUGUGUGGGGCGCAUAAAGU
This is a messenger RNA of Zonotrichia albicollis (white-throated sparrow), 847 nucleotides long. The record is from RefSeq and is a predicted model, not a curated record. NCBI's taxonomy places the organism in Eukaryota, Metazoa, Chordata, Aves, Passeriformes, Passerellidae.